AUGAUUGGAGCAACAGGCAGUGGUAGCGUCCUUGCUGGCACGCCUCUAACCACGCAUUGCAUGCCCCACUCACUUCCACAUGCACAAUAUACAACAUGGAAUUCCAUUUGGAAAGGUAUAGACAACUGCCCAAGAAAGAAACGUCAAGACAUAUUGCUCUUGAGUGUUGAGCCUGAACCUUCUAUCAGUGUUAUUAAUCAUGGGGGAUAUGUGAAUGCAGGUUUGGAGAAUGUAGAUAAUAUGUCUGAGACUCAAGCCAAUGAACCAACUGAAUUAGUUCUUCCUGAACCUC
Molecule: messenger RNA, 292 nt
Organism: Sphenostylis stenocarpa
Lineage: Eukaryota; Viridiplantae; Streptophyta; Magnoliopsida; Fabales; Fabaceae
Source: the annotation of a GenBank genome assembly